CGAUCUGUCGCUGAAUGAUCGAUAUAAAAACAGACGCGGUAACCGGCUUGAAUGAAUUGCUGGUAGUUUUUUGAGUUUUUCAAAAUUGUUAUUGAAUUCAAAGAUUUAAUCAAAUUUAAAAAAACUAUGGAGGACGCCAAAGCAAUGUUUGACGAAGCCUACGAAGGAAAAUUUGAAGCAAUCAAAUCGAGGAUUGCAAAAGACAAGGACUUGGUUAUUGUUCAAGAUGCUAAUCUCCGAACUAUGUUACAUUGGGCUUCGUUGGGAGGGCAUUUCGAAAUCGUGAAAUUCCUGGUUGAUCAUAAUUCCCCCAUUGAUGCAGUUGACGAUGUGUCAAUGACCCCUUUGAUCCUGGCUGCAACUGCGGGCAGAGCUGAAGUGGUGAGGUACUUGCUAUCUCAGGGCGCCCAUGUUAAUGCCAAAAACGACCAAGGACACUCCCCCCUGCAACGGGCUUGCUCCAAAGGAUGGAAAGAGAUAGUUGAGCUGCUUUUGAAGAACGAUGCAGAUGUGAAUAUAGCGGACAUAAGGGGAGCGCGGCCAUUGCAUAGAGCAGCCUCACUAGGUCUCAUGCCAAUUGUCGAAAUUCUCCUUAGAACUAAGGGCAUCGAAGUCAAUGUAACCGACGUUUACGGCAACACACCGUUGCACCUGAGCUGUGAAGAAAGCCGUUCCGAAGUAGCUCUGUUGCUGGUUAAACACGGUGCAAAUGUUGGGUACAUGAACAAGGAGAGUAAAACACCUCUUGAUUUGGCUGAUCAGCUGCUGAGAGACCAAAUCAAAAAAUUGAAAGAGAGGGGAGCGUAAUGAACGUUAUUGUGUUAAUGUUAAAUCGAGACUGACGUGAUGUUUGUUUUUGUAUAUUGUUCAACAAUAAAUAUUAUCAUUUUUUGUACUA
Messenger RNA from Nilaparvata lugens (brown planthopper), 898 nucleotides. Its product is annotated as 26S proteasome non-ATPase regulatory subunit 10. Bases 127 to 807 code for a protein of 226 amino acids. The record is from RefSeq and is a predicted model, not a curated record. Gene Ontology annotation, molecular function: protein binding. The transcript is spliced from 5 exons. Lineage: Eukaryota; Metazoa; Arthropoda; Insecta; Hemiptera; Delphacidae.